UGCAGAGGAAUGUGUCAGGGCCAAAGCAGCAAGGAGAAGGAGAAGCUGUUGGAGAAGGAGAAGCUGUUGGAGGAGAAGCUGUUGGAGGAGAAGCUGUUGGAGAAGGAGAAGCUGUUGGAGAAGGAGAAGCUGUUGGAGAAGGAGAAGCUGUUGGAGGAGUCUCUCUGUUCUUCUGGCCAAGCUGCACCCAGCCGCAUCCACCCACCCCACUGCCCCUGCCUCCCACUUCUUUCCCCUCCAGGCGCGGCUGCCCAGAAGAGAGGCGCCCCGCGGUGGGGUCAGGAACAGAGUGUCUUUCAGGCAGGGCUGGGCUGGGCGUGGCGGGUGAGGCCCUGCUGGAACACAGAGGCAGGCGCACGGGUCCAUGCUGGAACCCCAGAGCCCACAGCGGGAGCUGGAGUCCGGGGAGCAAAACCUUUUGUGCCUUUCAGCUCGGCCUGUGUUCCUGACUCUGAAGCUCAGAGGCAGGAUGAACCCUUGUGGUCAGAACCUCCAGCGGACUUGAGUCUAUUCAAAAAGCCAGGCUUGAGCACCAGGGGGCAGCGCCAUGCCUGGCGCCAAGGAUGCGCCAGUGGGCUGGAUCUUGGCUUAGCUCCCUCCCGGCUUGGUGACCUCCCACAGGGGACUUCUGAACAUUGGAGGCUCCGUCGCCUCUUCUCAUCCUACCUUGACUCCCUGGAUGGGCUUGUCUGCUUACAAAGCAGCAAACACCGUUUCCAUGGCGUCGGCUCUGGAGGUGGCACGGAGAAACUGGUAGGAGGCUAUAGUGAGUUGAAUGGUGCCCCCUGCAAAGGUAUGUCCAUAUCCCAAUCCCUGGAACCUGUGAAUGGAACCUUAUUGGAAAAACCAUCUUGCCAAUCCAAUUAAGUUAAGGAUCUUGUGAUGAGAUCAUCCUUAUUGUCAGGGUGAAACCUAAAGCCAGUGACGAAUGUCUUUAUAAGAGACACACAGAGAAGACAGAUACAAAGAGAAGAGGGUUGUGUGAAGAUGGAGACAGAGAUUGCAGCGAUGCGGCUACAAGCCGAGAAAUGCCAAGGAUCGCUGGCAGCCACCAGGAGCUGGCAGAGAGGCAUGGAAUGAAUUCCCAGAGCUUCCCGCAGGAGCCUGGCCCUGCCGACACCUCGGUUUUGGACUUCCAGCCUCCAGAACUAUGAUAGAAUAAAUUUCUGUU
Lemur catta (Ring-tailed lemur) is the source of this 1171-nucleotide messenger RNA. RefSeq lists its product as uncharacterized. The record is from RefSeq and is a predicted model, not a curated record. Lineage: Eukaryota; Metazoa; Chordata; Mammalia; Primates; Lemuridae. The transcript has 3 exons. Bases 10 to 867 code for a protein of 285 amino acids.